UGCAUUGAGUUGAUCUGGCAACGUUCUCCUCAACUCGACACGGAGAGAAAUACACAAAACGCAGGGAGACCAGUUGAAUUGAAGUUUUAAUUGUUUAUUAAAAAAUAAGAGUAGACAAAAUGAUGGACGGUAUGGAUGAGUCAAGCAGCCCCUUGGCGAACAAUGGCACCAUGGAAAUCUCAUCUCCAAAUCCAUUAGCACCGACAACAACAACAAAUGGCAGCGGAACAGCAACUUCGCCAGACAGCUCAUCAUCAGCCCCAGCGACGCCAGCGGCAUUGGGAGAAAAUGCGCUGCAUGUGGAGAUCUCAGAUGCGUUGAGUGAGAAGGAGAAGGUCAAGUUCACGGUCCACACACGCACAACGCUGCCUGGGUUCUCGAAGAAGGACAACAAUGUGGUGCGACAACAUGAGGAAUUUGUUUGGCUGCACGAUCGCAUCGAAGAGAACGAAGACUAUGCUGGUUAUAUUAUUCCGCCAUGUCCCCCGCGUCCGGACUUUGAUGCAUCGCGCGAGAAAUUGCAGCGCUUAGGCGAAGGAGAGGGAAACAUGACCAAAGAGGAAUUCAAAAAAAUGAAAUCGGAAUUGGAAGCCGAGUAUUUGGCAACGUUCAAAAAAACCGUUGCCAUGCAUGAAGUAUUCUUGCGUCGACUUGCCAGUCAUCCAGUGUUUCGCAUCGAUAAUCAUCUGAAGGUAUUCCUGGAAUACGAUCAGGAUUUGUGCGCUAAACCACGCAAGAAGAUGGCCAUUUUUGGUGGCUUUGUGAAGUCGCUGGGCAAAACAACAGAUGAAAUACUGUUGAGCGCUACAGUGCGUGAUGUCAAUGAUUUCUUUGAGAAUGAAUUGCAGUUCCUUACUGAGUACCAUGGUCAUUUGCGUGAGGCUGCCUCACGCACUGAGAAGAUGACACAGCGUCACAAAGAUGUGGGAGACUCACAUCAAAAGAUAUCAAAUGCCUUGACACAGCUCUCAACAACUGAGAAGGGCAACGUCGAAACAUUUGUGGCUAAGGCUGCUGAAGUAUUUGAACGCAUCAAGAAUCUGGAGACACGUGUGGCCAGCGAUCAGGAUCUGAAACUGGGCGAUACUCUGCGCUAUUAUCAACGUGACAGCGAUGCAGCGAAGGCGUUAUUGAUUCGCCGCCUUCGCUGCUUGGCAGCCUAUGAGACGGCCAAUCGCAACUUGGAGAAGGCGCGAUCCAAGAACAAAGAUGUACAUGCGCCUUUGGAGGUGCAAGAGGCUGAAACUGCACAGGCGGAGGCUUGCGAGAAGUUCGAAUCUAUGUCCGCUUGCGGAAAGGAGGAGCUGAUUGGCUUCCGCAAUCGACGUGUUGCUGCCUUUAAAAAGAGUCUCGUUGAGCUCUCGGAGCUGGAGAUUAAGCAUGCCAAAAACCAAUACGACUAUUUGCGCCAAUCGCUUUUGGCCCUCAAGGAAAUUGCCUGAGAAAGCGAGGAUGUUGUUGAUGUUGACUUGGUAUUAUCGCCUGCACCUUGUUUACAUACCAUAUGUUAGCCAAGCGCCCCCAAGGAGUAAAUCAAUUUGGUUAUUGCUAAGCAAACAGUUUUAUUAUCAUUACUAAUCUACAAAAUAUCAUUUAUAUAUACAAACAUAUGAGCUAUCGCAUCGCAUUUGUAUUUUAUACGCAUGCAGUUUAUGAUUACCGAAUAUGAAUUUGUUUGUGAAACAAAUCGCUUAUAAUGUAUACAUUGUAUAACGUGCAUUCCUUUAUCCAAACUUUACUAUUGUACAAGCAUUGCAAAAUA
Messenger RNA from Drosophila nasuta, 1762 nucleotides. RefSeq names its product sorting nexin 6 (gene Snx6). Gene Ontology annotation, molecular function: phosphatidylinositol binding. The record is from RefSeq and is a predicted model, not a curated record. The coding region runs from base 120 to 1442 and encodes 440 amino acids. The transcript has 8 exons. Gene Ontology annotation, biological process: phagosome-lysosome fusion involved in apoptotic cell clearance. NCBI's taxonomy places the organism in Eukaryota, Metazoa, Arthropoda, Insecta, Diptera, Drosophilidae.